Bombus terrestris (buff-tailed bumblebee) is the source of this 8929-nucleotide messenger RNA. RefSeq names its product G1/S-specific cyclin-D2 (gene CycD). Gene Ontology annotation, molecular function: cyclin-dependent protein serine/threonine kinase regulator activity. The record is from RefSeq and is a predicted model, not a curated record. The transcript is spliced from 5 exons. Gene Ontology annotation, cellular component: cyclin-dependent protein kinase holoenzyme complex; cytoplasm; nucleus. NCBI's taxonomy places the organism in Eukaryota, Metazoa, Arthropoda, Insecta, Hymenoptera, Apidae. Gene Ontology annotation, biological process: mitotic cell cycle phase transition; regulation of cyclin-dependent protein serine/threonine kinase activity; positive regulation of G1/S transition of mitotic cell cycle. Bases 1551 to 2486 code for a protein of 311 amino acids.
GUUGAAAAAAGGUUGCCAGGUGACGGAGGGUCGAAAGACGGCAGGUUAGAACGCUACACCUUGGUUCCGUAGAUAUCGUGGACGUCCCUGAAAUAACACGAGACGCCGAAGGUGGCGACCCUGUAGGUGGCAGUCGCGCUGGGUUCCUGUUACACGAUGCGAAUCCGGCACUGGCGCCCCAGUCAUGCCAACCGAUGGUGGGGAGACAGUUACGUUUCACGUGACACGCUGGCGCCUUGGUGGUAGGGAUCGAUCCGUGAUCACGUGACCGUUGGCGCCGAGAUGGUGGGGACGCACCUACCACCCCUUCGGGAAGAACGAACUGGAGAGGAGCGAACCACGGCAGGAAGACCGGCGGCAUUCUGACCUGGUAAGUCGCCAGUGUCGGAUCGUGAGAAAGUGAAUAAGACUAAAGUAUCGGAGGACAUUUAAAUCGACCGUGUAAGCGACACUCGUUUUUAAAAGCGAAACGGUUUCGCCGCGAACUGUCUACGACGCGGACGCGAUUGAAGGAAUACGAGCUACGCCAAACCAAAUUACGCUUAUUUAUUACAAUUCCUACGUCGUACGAACCUUCGACCGAUCAUUUUUAUUCGUUCGCUGCUAGUGUGUGUUGACGCGCUAUUGUAACGCGUUCGGUUCUUUCUUGCUCUUUAUCCUCGAUCGAGAGAGACAGUUUGGACGAAACCGAGGAUACGCGAAGAAAAACAGAAAGAGUCAAACACAGAAGAAAAGAAAAAAAGGAGUACUAUAGAAGAUCGAGAGACCGGUAGCUACUUUGGACAGCAAGAAUAGGAGAGACGAAAGUAAAGUGUGUUGUGCAUGGAACGCAAGGGAUAACAAAAUCGGUAGACCAGCUUUUUUUUUCCACAACUUUCUCGAACCCCGACAGAUUCUCGCCGUUGUAUAUAUUGUUUUCGCGUAAACGGCCUCUAGGUGAGUGAUAUUCGAAGUCAUCGCCCGAAACCAAGGUCCUGUUACGUGUAUAUAUACACGCGUACGCACACGUUCGACACGCGUGUAUUCCUCUGUUAGUUUUAUUUUGUGAAGUGUUGAGCAGUGUCCUGGGCGAGGUAAGCGUCUUGCCGUGCGAAUUCGUGCCAACUUCUCUAGCCGUGGCCGUAUCUUUACGAUCGAUUUGUGCAUGCUCUGUCUGGUCGCGCCGGUGAAAAACGGUUUGGCAACGUGGCACGUGAAUAAAGUGACACCGCGACGACGACGACGACGGCGACGGCGUCGGCGACGGCGCUGAGAAGAGACGGAAAAUACGUCUGAUCUUAUACAACGAGGAUUCGUUUCGCGUCGUCAACGACCACCAGAAUCUUGACACGUACGUACACACACCGUGGAAUAAUAUCUUCGAUCGCAAGUAGCAGCAGCAGCAGCAGCAGCGGCAGCAGUCAUCGCAUACACAGCCGAGAAAAAGAAGAGAAGGAGGUGGUGGUGGUGGAGGAGGAGGAGGAGGAGGAGGAGGAGAGUUUGUGCCGCCGCCACCGUUUCUCUUUGUCGUGUGUGUGCGUGUUUCGAGAGGUUAGAAACGCCACGGGAUCAUGGAUCUGCUUUGCUGCGAGAACACCGCGGUCGAGCGCAGAGCUUACGCCGAUCCUGCCGUACUUGGCGACGACCGUGUGUUGCAGAAUCUUCUGAAAACCGAGGAAAGAUACGCACCCAGCAGUUCUUACUUCGAGUGCGUGCAGAGGGACAUCUCGCCGCUCAUGCGCAAGAUCGUCGCGGAGUGGAUGUUGGAGGUAUGCGAGGAGCAGAAGUGCCAGGACGAGGUCUUUCCCCUGUCGAUGAACUACGUCGACAGGUUCCUCUCGAUCUGCCCGAUCAGGAAGUCGCAGCUGCAGCUACUAGGAACUGCCUGUUUGCUUCUCGCCUCGAAAUUGCGAGAACCAUCGCCGCUGACCGCGGAGGCUCUUGUUUUCUACACAGACAACUCCGUCACCCUGGAUGACCUAUGGAGGUGGGAGCAGUUGGUCGUCUCGAAGCUGAAAUGGGAAUUGUCCGCCGUAACACCCGGUGACUUCCUGAUGCACAUCCUGAGCAGACUGCCGGUGCCACGUACCUGGGACCCGGUGAUGGUCAGGAGGCACGCGCAGACCUUCAUCGCCCUCAGCGCCAGAGAAUACAAAUUCUCCAUGUAUACGCCGAGCAUGAUCGCGGCGGCGAGCGUCGCAGCGGCCCUCCACGGUCUCGAUUGGACAGGGAAAAGCGGUUACGGGCUGGCCGGCCUCCUCGACGAGUUAACUCGCAUCACGGCUAUCGAACAGGAUUACCUGCAAGGUUGCCUGGAGCAAAUCGAGGAGAUGGUAUCUGAAGCAGUGGGUGCCGACGGUACCGGCGGGAACGGCCAUCAGGUGACCGGAUCGUCUCUUUCGGGCACGUCGCAGAGGCCUCUGGGGGACGAGAUAACCAGCCAGGAGAAGAUCCUGGAACACGAGAAGGCGGGCACGCCGACCGAUGUGAGGGACGUCCAUUUUUGAGAGACGCCGCUGAGGGAAACUCUGGCCAGGGUGACUCUCUGCUGAGCCUAGAGGCCGAGGAGCAAGCGAUGCCCGACAGCGACGACGACAACGACAACGAUGCUGAGGGACCCACGGCCACGAAGAGAAUCAAGAAGGACGAGGCAAAGUUCGAGCUAAAGAACGCGCGAGAAAAUUCUUGAAACGCAAAGAGUAUACAACGCACAGGCACGUGCGAAAGAGACAUAGAUAUAUAAAAUACGUUGUGUUUGCUCGACCGAAUCGUCGUUUGGUUUCCCUUCGUCACCACUGUGAACAGAAUCGUCUUUGAAAGAAGAGAGACAGAUCUCGAAACGUGUUCGAUAUUUUAGUGCUCUGUACGAAUUCUGUAGAUUCAUCGCGAAGAUUCGUAAACCCAAAUGGGACGUCAAGGAACUAGGGACAUUUCUUUUUCUUUUUUAAACAGCCACUUCCCUUCAAACGCAUGUUCGAUUAUUCGCCGAUUAUUGAGCGAUCUGCGAGCGAAGGAAGACUAUUUUUCGUGGGCUCGACUGGUGGAGAGAGCACGUGAUCGAUGGAAAAACACGAAACAUAAGAGUUUUAGUCGAUCCAUCUAGAUAAAGCUAUCGGAUAUUCGUUAUAGUUUUUACUCGGAGAUCGAGCAACGAUCAAUGCCGAGGCGUUGUCCCAAAACGAAUCGUAAUUACGCGUGCACAAUUUAUAUAUAUAUAUACAUGAAAAAUAUAUAUAUAUGUAUGCAUGUGUGUGUGUGCGCGCGCGUGUGUGUAUGUAUGUGUGUAUACAUAUAUGCGUAUGUAUAUGCAGAGGGCCGGAUAGCGAGCGCGAGGGUCCAAGGUCUCGAUGGGCCCCCUUUGUUAUUUAGUUGUACGCGUUUUUAUUCGCGAAUAUUCGUGUGCAUCCGAUCGUUCAAGGCAUCGGAAUUGGUUUUGUUCUCAUUUCAUUGACAGAGACUGCGUGUCGUCUCGUAUCAUGAUCUACAAUUUUCUGAGACUUUUUUCUUUUAUUAUUAUAAUACUUUUUUAUUUUAUUUUUUCUUUUGGGAUGGAACGCCCUCUAUCGGCGUUGCAGCAGGGAAAGUAGAUCGAUCGAAGAUGCGUAACUUAAAAAAGUCUGAACCGUUUUUUAUACUUCCGUUCGAGGCAAUGAUUCGAUAAUUUAGCCCUUUGAAAGUUAGAUUUCUUUUUACAGAGAGAUGUUCGUUGGUGCAAGGAAAGGAAACAAGAAAGACUAAAUCGUUUGACGAGGAAUAUAAGUCGAAUGUGAAAUAUUUGAGCGUUGUUUAUUUAAGGAUCGAAUGUUAUACAAAAUAGAAAGAAUCGCGAGACACGAGCAUGCACUCCGUUCUCGCUUCAUUGUCUCUCCAUUCCCCCCCCCCCCUCCCCGCCCGAAACAUUCACGUAAUUAUCAUGCAAUGUUCUCUCUGCAUACGAUAUUAAAACGUUCGGUAACUUUCACGAUAAUGUCAGCUUUCGUUCGGAUUCGCUUCGCGUUAAUUCGAAGCUGAAAAAGAAGAAAAGAAACUGAUCAGCGAAAGGUUAAUAACAGAUCGAUGAAUAUCGGAGAAAAAGAAGGAACAAAAGUAAACUGCGUAUAAUUUAAAAUUCAACGGUUAAAUCUUGUUAAAAGAAGAAAGAGAUAAAUGUAUCGUUAAAAGAGGGACACUGAGAUUACUCGAACGUAAGAAAUAAAAGGAAUAAAAAGAAUAAAACGUAUGAUUCUAGUAGCAUCUUCGAGAGAGACCGAAAAGUAGCGAGAGAUAUGAAACGCUUCAACGAUAAUUUCGAUAAUGGUCGAAGGAGAACAGAGACCAAAAGUAGAAUUAGAAAAGAAGAGACCGGAUGGCGUGCCGUUGAGGGAAGGCUAUGCAAUACGCUUUGUGCAUCUAUUUCGCAAUAGAAUUGUACACUUAACUUUUAGUAGCCGGACGACGAAGCUACCGCGCCAAUUUCGUAUAUCGUUUAGAAAAUUAGAGAAAACCAUUAAAGAAAAAACAACAAAAUGCGGAUCGAUUCUUUUCUAUAAUAGGGCUAGAAAGAGGAGAAAGGAAAAGUAAAAGAGGGGAGAGAAAAGAAAUACGGGAAACAAGGAAUAAAAAGUUCAUAUAGUCAAAUCCAGUCAUGUAGUGUUUUGUACAUAGGUAUACAUACGAGAAAAGUUAUAUAUAUAUGUACACAUUAUAUAUACACGAGGUGUGUGCUUGCGCGCGAGUGAAGAGAGAUAGUAUGAUACGAGCAAAAGGUGGAGUAUGAAGAAAAAGAAAACGUUGAUCGCGCGUGCGAGUUUAUUACAGCGAGAUGUCGAAUGGAAUAGGGAAGCGUUUUAGAUUAGUAGAUAGAAAAAGGAAAAUAUAGUUCCCUUUUGUUUUUUUUUUGUAUUUACGUUUACAAUAAUUGUUAAUCCAAAUGUGUUUUCCUUCCGGGAGUCGCGGCACGACCCGUCGCUUAUUCCACUCGGUUCCUAAGAUCGGUUGUGCCACGCCCGAUGUGCAUUUGUGAACGCUCUAUGAUGCGCGGUAUGUGGAUGUGUGGGUUAUACGUGCGUGUACAUGCGUGUGUGUCGAAUUUUUCGUAAGCAAAAAAGAAAAAAAAAAGAAAAAAUGGGGAAGAAAAGCUUCAACGGUGUAACCAGAGGGUUUCGAAAUUCCAAAAAAGAUUUAUAAAUAACUUUUUACCGUCGAAUCUGCUUGCAUAUGCAUUUCAGAUUACAUCUUUUUAACUCCUUUUGAUAUAUUAAUAUGUAAAUACAUAUUAUUAUGCAUAUCAUAAAGCUGAUUUACGAUGGCUUUCUGUAGUAUGUAUCGUAUAACUAUCACGCGCGAUGCUAUUCGAUCUAUUAAAGAAAACAUCGCAGAAAUGACAAAAUAGCGAAUUAGUAUGCAAUUUCUACUGUCUGUGCACCAGACAGGCUAAAAUAAUUUCUGCGAAAAAGCUGAUCCUUGAGUUUCUUUAUUUUUAAAGAACUUGAUAAAAGGAUGACUUUGAUGAUUAAACCGAGUCGAUCUAACUUUGCAUGCUCGAAACCAGCACUCUGCAUUUGGCUAUUCUUCUCCCAAAACCGCGAUUGUAAAUAUGUAGGAAAGCUAUACGAGGCGUACUAUUAAAAGUUAACACAGUAGUCCGUGUAAGAUAGAGUGUCGAAUAACGUGGCAGUGCGAUAGAAUCGAGGAACGAAAGAGAAAUUGGACGAGGAGUUUAAAUACGAGUAGAAUCGGACGUUUAAACGUUGUCUAAUAAUUGAACUAUUUUGGUGCUGUGAUUUUUAUUCUGUGGGUUUGCUAGAAGUGCAUGGAACCGCUGAAUAUGAGAUUUUAUAGAAAUUUCAUUUAUAUAUUAUAGCGAAUGUGUUUUUCGUGUUCGUUCGAGAAACAGGCAUUUGGAAGAAAGAUUCAAAGUACAAAAUCAGAAGAUGUAACACGUCUCAAUUACUAAUUAGGACAAGGUAGUCUAAAUAAGAAUUUGAAUACUCGAAAACAAUGAAAUUUGAUAUCCGUGUAUUUUAUAAAGUCAUCGAUUGUGAUUCGAAAUGCGUAAAAUUCUUAAAAUUAGAACGAUUAAAGGGAAAUUUUCGAAUUUAGGUCUUUGUACAUAAAUCACCCCUUUCCAAAUUUGUAACUCCAAACCACAAAAAAAAAAGGAACAAAAGAAAGAAAAAGAAAUACCAAAAAGAAAGAUUCUCAUCGCACAGAUCCACAGCACCAGAAGUGUUGAACCUCAACUACUAUCGUUCAUCCAACGUAUUUAACGUUAUUAUACACAUAAACUCCCUUUUAGAUGACAAAAUAUAAACGUUUAAUCAAUCUAUCCUCGUUAAUCUACGCUGUAUGUACGUAUAAUUAGAUUGCCAAGUAGUUGAAGCAGAAUAUUAUCCGACGCAAAACCAAAACGAUAAAAAUAGAGAAAUAAUAUAAAUCCCAAUCUCUAAUGUCAUGAAAAUGAAAACAAAACAAACGACAGUAGUUGAGGCUAGCGUCCAAUGUUCAUCGAAAAAGAAACAAAAAGGAAAUAGUAAAAUGAUAAAUAAUCCACGAACCCAUUAGUACUUAAAAUGCGUCGAGUAGAAUAAAGGAGAGAAAAAGAGGGGUAGACCAUCGAGUUCGGGGAACGCGAGUUCCUCUUCUUCCUUCGAACUUGAAAAAUGAACGAAACGAACCUACGCUACGAAGAGAAUUAAAAGAAGAACUCGCUAAGAGGAGAGCAGGACGGGAAGAGGUACACGCGUUUCGUCCGCCCUCAAUGAAAAUCAAUCUGCGCAUUCCGACUAAGAAGUAAGAAAACGAUAAGAAAAAGAAACAGAAAAGAAGAAAAUGGCAGAAAUAGCCCAGUGCCACAGAACGAAACCUAGUUAGUAACAUACUCUUCAAGUAACCAAAUCCUAGUACAACGUAGAGAGAGAUCGAAUAAUAUAAAAGAGAAGAAAGAAAGAAAAUGCAAAUGAUACGCAGUCUGGUGUACGCAUGGCUGACCUUUUUCAUACUUGUACUACUAGCGUACGAUAAUGCGUUCUCUGUGCACGCACCUACAUAUAUACAUGUAUCUGUAUAUAUAUCGUAUACUAUAUAUCGUAUAUAUACAAAUAAAUGUAUAUACGUAUAUGUACAUAUAUAUUUGUAUAUUUUAAACACGUAUCAUUGUGUACCUUGGAAGAAUGGGAUCACUGUCGAGAGACGGGGGAGGGACGCAUCGGAGCUACAUCGGGCAAUUGUAAACCGAAAAUGACGGUGCCUUGAUGCAGGGUCCCAGAUUUUCUUGUACGUUCGAUCGAAAUUCGAGAUUUGAAGAAAUUCUUCUUCAAAGUUUGCCUCUUUUUUUCGCCAAUCGUCCAUUCGAAAUUUAUUAUAUUAUAUUAGCUAGAAGUUAAAGUUGUUCGAGGGAAUUGAUAAAUUUCGAAGGAAUUCCGAAGGAAAAAUAAGAACAUUAUCUUAUUUAUAUCCGUUUGUUAGAAACGUAUAGAAUCGUAUUUAAUUGUGGAAUUUAUCGUGGUGGUUCUUUUAUGGACCUUUAUUAUUAAUUGAUCUUUAUCAAUAGACCUUUAUCGGUAGUAUAUUGGCUAUAUGCGUAGGAUAUUACAUAUGUUUACAUAGUUGUCUUCUAAUUUGUCUUUUAUUUCCUUUUUCGAUUUGGGAUCCGCGAAAAUAGAUAUUAGCAUCGAUUUUAAACAAUCUUUUGUGCAGAAACUUUCUGUUUCGUUUUAAAGGUCCCUGCAUGUGUACGUGGAAUUUAGAUCGAUUUAUUAAAGUUCUUAUAAUAUCGAAUUUAUUUACGUUAAUUUUUCGAGAUUCGUGUCUCUUAGUGUUUUACCAUUAUUUUUUUCUAUAUAAAUCUGCAUCGACAUUUAUUUGCUUCAUUUACACAAUAUUCUUCGUUAUUUUGUUACGUAAUAACACUAUGUAUCGUGUAAUUACGAAUGGACGAAUCGUAAAAAAAGGCAAAUUAUUAACAGUAUAGAUAUAAGCAUGUAUAAAAAUACAUAGUAAAAUAAUUUCCAAAAGCGAAGAAGAAAAACCGACACGAUGAUAAAGUAGUUGCACUUGUCGUAAAAUAGAACUGUUCGGAGAUCUGUGAUCCUAGGUUGCGAGCCUGUUCCUAAAUCGCGUCUCGUUCCAGUCGAACAAGCCCGUUAUUCCGCCCCUGUUUUAGCUUAGUAAGAACACGACGAGCUUGCGACACUCUUUUCCUUCUUUAAUAUCACCGAACGAAAAAUAAUCUAGCGCCACAGAAAUUCUUUAAUUUUUUUCCUUCUUCCACGAAUAAUCGUGGAAUACGCGAGAAUCCGAUUAUGUUCUUUUCUUUUUUUCCUUCGUUCGAUGCGAGUACAGAGUUUCGCUUCAUUCAACGUCACGUGAUUACGCUUCCUCUCAGCAAUCCUAAUCUUAGCCGCGCUCCGCGAAUAUCAAUAGACAUAUUUGAAACUCGUACCAAGAAGAGAAGCUCAAUUUUCCUCUGUAAUGAGGAUUCACUGCCAGGUUCGACGGACGAAAAUAAUAGUGCACGCGCUCAAUGACGAACUCGCAUCGAUCACUAUACGUACUAUUACAUAUGUUGUUUUCUCAUUUCGUAGAUUUCGUCAGUUGUUUUCCCCGAUUUUUUCGUUCGCAGUAAAGCAACGCAAUAGACAUACCACUGAUAUACCUCAGACACCGCAUACACCGCUCGAAACAGCAUGUGUAGUUUUUUUUUUUUUAAAUCUCACUCACGGCGAAAGAGUGUGCAGAAGAGUGAAAACAAAGAGUUAUGAAAAAUCAAGAUGGAUGUAACAAUCGCACUUAUGCGUUACUUUUUAAACCUAGCACGUAAAAAUAUGAUUUUUAAUCGAUAGAUGCGCGAUUGGUUGUACCAGGCGAAAGUGAAAGCUUCGGUACGAUAAACUUUGUACAUAUCCCACAGUGCGUAGUGUGACGCACACUCGAAUGAAAAAUAAAGUAUUAAUAUUUUAUACAGUCGUAA